This is a messenger RNA of Aspergillus affinis, 876 nucleotides long. Its product is annotated as rRNA-processing protein RRP15. Gene Ontology annotation, cellular component: preribosome, large subunit precursor. The transcript has a single exon. NCBI's taxonomy places the organism in Eukaryota, Fungi, Ascomycota, Eurotiomycetes, Eurotiales, Aspergillaceae. The coding region runs from base 1 to 876 and encodes 291 amino acids. Gene Ontology annotation, biological process: maturation of LSU-rRNA; maturation of 5.8S rRNA. The record is from RefSeq and is a predicted model, not a curated record.
AUGGCUCCGGCUUUUGGCAAGAAGCGCAAGGUCUUGGACGGCAUCCAAGGGAAAGCUGGCCGGUCCAAGAAGUUCAAGAAGCAGCGCGGCUAUUACAGCAGCUCCGACGAGGAGGAUGAACCUGCCACCGAUUUCAAGGCCGUCAAUUUGGCCGAUUCCGACGAAGAGGAGACUGCGGUCGCCCCGAAGAAGCAGAAGCCGACCAAGAAGCCAACCAAACCUACCGGCGCGUCGUUAAAAUCGAAAGCGGAAUCCAGCGACGAAUCCCCCGAGAACGACGAGGAGAAGGACGAAGACGAUGAAGCUUCGGGAUCAGACGCAUCGAAUGAUUCAGACGACGAUGGCGACUCCGAUGUAUCUAUGACGGCCCCCAAUGCAGACCGAAAAACGCUUUCCAAACGAAACGACCCGACCGCUUUCUCGACCUCUAUCUCCAAGAUUCUCUCGACCAAACUUCCGACCUCCGCCCGCGCCGACCCCGUCCUCUCCCGCAGCAAAUCGGCGCAACAAACCAGUACCGAAAUCGCAGACGAGAAAUUAGAUAACCAGGCACGGGCCAAGUUGCGGGCCGAGAAGAAGGAAGAACUCGAUCGCGGCCGAGUCCGCGAUGUCUUGGGUGUUGAGCGGGGUCAGACAGGCGCUGUCGCGGAGGAAGAGAAGCGUCUGCGCAAGACCGCACAGAGGGGUGUGGUCAAGCUGUUCAACGCAGUUCGGGCCGCCCAGGUGCGCGGAGAAGCUGCAGUCAAGGACGAAAGAAAAAAGGGCACCGUCGGCAUGGGCGAGCGCGAGAAGGCCGUCAACGAGGUCAGCAAGCAGGGCUUUCUGGAAUUGAUCAACGGAAAGAAGGGAAAGCCGUUGAAUAUCGAAGAAGCGUAA